Molecule: messenger RNA, 2221 nt
Organism: Oryctolagus cuniculus (rabbit)
Lineage: Eukaryota; Metazoa; Chordata; Mammalia; Lagomorpha; Leporidae
Source: RefSeq, a predicted model, not a curated record
CCCACACGGCUGAGGUCACCCCGGCCCAGCCUCUUGUGCAACUUUCCCAAGUGUGUGCCGAGAGGGAGAGGAGGAAAACUCGGGGAAGCCCUGGCCUCGGCCACCUCGGGGGCUCGCUCCGCGCCCGGCGACACGCCCCAGACUCUUGGAGAGCUGCCGGCCAGCCUCGGAUGCCCAGUGCGCGCCGCAGCCGCUAGAAGGGUGACAGCCCGGCCUCCAGGAAGAUGCCCUGGUUUGAAACAUCUGACUCAGCCGAGUGGGUGGGAGGAGGCCUCAAAGAACAGCCAUGGCCAAGGCCCAGCCAACGGCAGAGGAGAGUGGGCAAGGGAAGGGACUUCCGCCACCCUGAAUCUGCACAAGCCUUCUAGGCUCUGGAGCCGCUCCAUGAAUCCCCAGAAGAAGGUGGACCUGAAGCUCAUCAUCGUCGGCGCCCUUGGGUACCCCAGGAGUUAGCCCAAGGCUGGUGUCGAGAGAAGGAUAUCCCCUACCUUGAAGUCAGCGCCAAAAGCGACAUCAAUGUGGGGCAGGCCUUUGAGAUGCUGGCCAGUCGGGCUCUGUCGAGGUACCGCAACAUCCUGGAGAGCCACCUCACCGACUCCAUCAAGCUCUCGCCCCACCAGGCCCGGAGAAGAUGCUGCUGACUCCCGCACCGACACGGCCGGCCGCGGGCCUGGCCCCUCCGCUGGAGCGCAGGUGACACCAGCCAGCAGCCCCCCAGCCUGGCGGGCUGAGCCAGAACCCUUGACCCCUCGGCUGGACCCAGAACCAGGGAGGCCACAGCUGGGCCUGGAAGGUCACAGCCAACAUGCGGACCCUGGAGGAGACACAACUCCCUGAGUGGCCCCAGACGGCACACCUCAGCAGAGGCCAGUCCUGCCAGCUCCUGGGCCUGACCUCCCUGUCCCUGCACCUCCCACCCCAAAGCCAUGAGCACAGACGGCAAUGUGGCUCGGCCGCCCUCGGCAACCAGAACAAGGGUUGAGGCUGUGCACCCCACGUGCGGGGCCUGCCCCAGCGCCCAGCAGGGAAGCCGGAGAGCCCACUCUGCUCUUUGCAGAAGGGACUGAAGAGGCCCAGAGCAGGCCACCGGGCGCUCGCGGGCAUUCCUCCUCUCUGGGUGCUCGGCAGCCCACAUGCGUGUCUCAAGGCUCAGUUUUCUCCUCUGUGAAAUGGGUGAAUGUGUGGUUCUGAGGCCGAGGCUGCACUGGAUCUCGGUUGCUGCUGAUGCGCACGCCUGCUUCUUCUGCACGUUUUUCUGAGCACCUGCCACCUCCGAUGCCCUAAGGUCCAGGGACGAACCACACAGGCGAGGGAGCGGGGGCGGGGCGGCAGGCAGGGAGUCUAAACAGGGGUUUGGAGACAGCAGGUAAAUGAGCUAGAGAACGAGAAGGCAGGUGCCACCCGGGAGCCGGAGGAAGGUGCUCAGCGAGAGAAAGGAGCAAGAGCCCAGGCCCCGAGGUGAGGGCCAGGAACAGUGAAAGGGCGUUCCUUUGUGGGGGGGGGGGGCAGGAAAACCGCUCGGCGCCCCCUGGAUGCGCCUUGCUGUUCUACAGUUCAGCCACCAGAGGGCAGCAGUGCCCCUUCUCGGCCAGGCUGAGCUCCACGGACCCUGGCGGAGCUGCUAGGACGCGUUCCUGACCUCAGGACAGGAGAAUCCCAGUUUCUUAAGCUUCGGAAGAAAUGGGCAAAAACUGCAAUGCGUGUGAUUCAGGAAAGAAGCCAGCUCUGACGGUGGCAGGCAGGCAGGCACUGGAAAAAAGUGUAAGGGCACGAUCUGCUGCUGCUGGACAGAGCGGCCACGCUGGCCCGUGGGGGCCUCCAGUGGCCAAGUCCAUGCCCACCAGCGAAGGCGCUCUCAGCUCCAAGGCGAGCUGGCGAGGUCACCUGUGAGGGCCCCGUGUCAUCCGACUCCAGAUAUGAGGGGAGAGCAGCAUGGAGGGGGCGGAGGGCCCACAGGGGCAGACUGGAGCUCACGUCAGGGUCCCAGAGGCGGUGGCGUGUCCUCGUUGGGGUGGCUUCCUGCUCGUCACCCGGGGCGCUGGGAGCCGGAUGUGCUGCGGCUGGGUGUGCUCACUGUGCACAGCGCGUCCUAAGGCGCCGUUUCACUCUGUCCAGCCUCAGUUACCCAUGGUCGUCUGGGCAGUGGUGUGGAUGGAAAAGUCCAGAAAUAAAUGAUUCAACACUUGCCACCUGUGCGCUGCUCGCAGUGGCAGUGAGCCAU